AUGUUAGAAGCAUUGCAGAUUGAUAAAUUAAAAUCAACAAAGGUUUCAUUUGUUACCGGCGACAAGUCAGCAAAUGCAAAUAAAAAGACGGUUGCUGCCCCGGUAGCGGAGGUAUCGAAUAAAUGCUCAAUAUGUAAGGAAGGGAAACACAGGAUAUAUCACUGUCCUACCUUUCUCAACUGGACUCCUCAAGCAAGGAGCAAGGAAAUCAAAGGGCUCAAAUUAUGCUUUAAUUGUUUCAAGAAAGGUCAUAGUAUUGAAGCAUGCAAUUUCACUACUUGUCGCAUGUGUCACAAAAAACAUAAUACAUUGUUACAUGUUUCUAGCGGCGAAGAUACGAAAGAGAAGAGCCAAACUGAAAGCUCCUCAAUUAAUCCAAUGGUGUCAACAGAGCAAUCAUCUACGAGCGUAACGCAUUAUGCUGCACGACAAUGCGAUCGUGGAUUGCUAGCCACGGCAAUCGUUGAAGUGCAGGACAACGAAGGCAAUUUUCAGGAAUGUCGUGCAUUUCUGGAUCCAGGUUCACAGUCAAAUUUCAUGACAAAGGAACUUUGUGAACGUCUAUGUUUACGUCAACAAAAAAAUUACAUGCAAAUUCGUUGCAUUGACGGCAUACAAACCACCGCUCUCACCGAAACUUAUGCUACGAUACGGUCAAGAAUCAAUGCAUUCAAGAUUAAACUCGGAUUCUCAGUACUACCAAAAAUUACGAUGAAUCUUUCCUUGACGGAAAUUAAUAAACGACAUUUGCAAAUACCAAGCUCAAUCACUUUGGCAGAUCCAUCCUUCCAUACUCCAGGACAAGUCGACUUGCUUCUUGGUAGCACCAUAUUCUGGGAACUCCUUUGCGUUGGCCAAAUCAAGCUAGGAAAAAAUCAACCAGUGGCACAAAAAACUAAAUUUGGAUGGAUCAUACUGAUCAUAGCUGGACCCAUAACCUUCGAAUCCAACAACAUGUCAAUUGUUUCCGUUUGUAUGUCGUUUUACAGUGAAAAAAUCGAAGAUCAACUGGAACGUUUCUGGAAGGUAGAGGAGAGUGCUACUUGUCCAGGGCGAACUGAGAAUAACGAAGAAUGCGAAAACGAGUUUGUGCAAACAUAUCGUCGCAACAAGGACGGACGCUUCGAGGUACGGCUGCCUUUAAGUGAUAGCAUAGAACGAUUGGGACAUUCACGCGAUAUCGCAAUCAAGCGGUUGAAGAGUAUGGAACGAAAAUUCGCCAGAUCUUCAGAUCUACGACAUCGAUACAACGAAUUUAUGCAAGAAUAUGAACGAGUCGGUCACAUGACCGAAAUCAAAAGUAACGAUAAUUCUGAAUCGUCUUUAUAUUUACCUCACCAUGCAGUAUUGAGGGAAGACAAGUCAACCACAAAACUCCGAGUCGUCUUUGACGCAUCAUGUCCUACAUCGACCGGAGUAGCACUGAACGAUAUACUACGUGCAGGGCCUACAAUUCAACAAGAAUUAACGUCCAUACUGCUCAGAUUUCGUCAGCAUAGAUUUGUAAUCACGGCUGAUAUCAAACAAAUGUAUCGCCAAAUACUUAUCCAAGAAGAUCAACGAGAUCUGCAGCGAAUCGUGUGGAGACAAGAUUCAAACGAGCCAAUACGAGAUUUUCGUCUCAAUACGGUUACGUACGGAGUAACCAGUGCGCCCUUUCUAGCUGUUCGAUGUUUGCAUCAGCUCGCAAUUAAAUAUCAAGAUCAGUAUCCGGACACUAGUAAUGUCAUACUCAAUGAUUUUUACGUGGACGAUCUUUUAUCUGGUGGAGAUGAUGUACACACCUUACAGCGAAUCAAGCAUGAGUUAACCGAAAUACUACAUUCAGCAGGCUUUCAACUUCACAAGUGGAACACUAAUGAAUCAAGAGAGCGAGAAGCGUCUUCAGAAGUCAAGUCACUGCCAAUUGGAGACGAGAUAAAAACUCUAGGAGUUUGUUGGAACAUUACAGACGACUGUUUCCAGUUUACAAAACUUAAGCCAUCAAAGAUAAUCAACGUGUAA
This is a messenger RNA of Cyphomyrmex costatus, 2004 nucleotides long. RefSeq lists its product as uncharacterized. The record is from RefSeq and is a predicted model, not a curated record. Lineage: Eukaryota; Metazoa; Arthropoda; Insecta; Hymenoptera; Formicidae. The transcript has a single exon. The coding region runs from base 1 to 2004 and encodes 667 amino acids.